GCCGACGUUCAUUUCAUAUUCUAUCAGUGUAUUUUGGUCCAAAUGGGACGCACGAUAGAGCCACGUCUCCGCCCUGAUCUGUCCUUUAGCGCCCUGCCUCUUUCCAGCGAAUCAGUAAAAGGUUUUUUGGAGCAGCGGUGGGGAGUUUCAACAGGGAAAGGAAGGCAAGAAGUGAAUGACUACUAGAGGAAUAACUCAACAACACCGCCCAGUUGGCGGACAUUUAUCACGGUGGUCACGUUUUAAGGCUUUUAAAUGUAGAGUUUUCAGGUAUAACCUGGUGCGCUCCGUUAUUUAUUUUGAGUGGGGGACUUUUCAUUUGCAGAAAUGGAAAGUGUGCAGGCUCUUGCUGAGGAUGGAGCGUCAGAUGGAGGCGCAACCAAGUUAAUGAAGAAGCCCAACGGACUGUCUGUCGCCCGGGGGACUCCAGCGGAUGAUGGCGGUGGACGGUUGGCACCCUCCCGCGUAGAGGCAAAGAACGGUAAUAGUCUUUUUCAUUCCGUCUCCACGGCUGGGUCUAGUGCGUCAAACCGAGCUGUGGCGUCUAAUGGCCGGAGCUCAUCCAGUAACUCCAGCUCUCUUCUGUUGAGACGGCGGCGUUUGAAGAGGAACCUCUCCGCCGCAGCUGCACCCACCGCCACCUCAACUGUCACUGCCGCCUGCAGCGCAAAGAUGAGCUCGGCCCUGUCCUCUGCCUCUCUACAUACUCGGAGUCUGGAUAGGAAGACUCUCUUGAAGCACCGACAGAACAUGCAACUGCAGCCCGCAGAUCGCGAGUGGGUAAGAGCGGAUCUUCACCGGGGCUGCAUACAUGUAAACGAUAGACUGACGUCUUCAUAUCCCAGGCCGGUUCUUUGCACUAUGGACACCACAGCCGGCGAGAUGGCACUCCGACUGAGUAAACUCUGCAGCAAGUCUAGCUCUGUUAUACGCUUUUUUGGUAAAGAUAACUCUAAGACCGACCAAAAUGGUAACUGCAAUAUGAAGUAUGACUAUAAUGAUAAUUCAAGCAAAGUGAAAGAAGACUCAAGUGAAAAAGGCAACCACCUGUCUCUCCUGGAAUCCACAGAAUUAAGGGGCCAUCCGAGUGACAGGUUGAGACUGCUGCUCAUGGAGAAUGCAGCCGAUAGGCAAAAGCAACAGGACAUUGAUGGAAAACUUUUCACCCCAGAAUCAGAAUCACAAGACAAUAUAACCUGUUCGCUAUCAGACUUAAAUUCUAACAUGGAUACCCCUAAUGAUGAUGAUUUGGAGCACAGGAAUGGCAUGGACAGCUAUGGAUUGAACUCGGGCUCAGAUGUAGAGAGCAGUGCAUUUGAUGACCUGAGCUCUGGGGCCCGACUUAGUGAACACAGGGACUCCCUUAGUGAUGAUAUGAUUCUGGGAACUGAGGCAUCCAUCCUCAGUCCCUCCUUUGAUAGUGCCACAGAGGGCAAUGAUAUGUACGGAAGCUCAUCAGAUGAAUUGGAGCUUGACUGUCCUGUGUCAAGUACUGGAAUGGACACCAUUUCCCAACACCACACUAACGGCAUCACUGCCGUCACUGCCAACUACCAGCAGUGUCAUUUGAAUGACAUGCCAAACAAUAUCGGACAAGAAAUCAGACUCAACCCACACAGUCUCGGCAGCUUGCCACUCAGCAGUAGUGCCGGCUCAUUGUCAAGAACCUGUUCUGCAGGUAAUACACCUGAUAUCCAAGAUCCGGACUAUGGCCAAGGUGCUAUAAAAUCAGAGCUGACAGCACACCACAAUUCUGAUUCCAGCCCCACACUCUAUGUUCAGCUGCAUGGUGAAGCUGUGAGGAGGCUAAGUCCAGAUGAGAGGCCUUUGCAGAUCCAGAAUGACUUUCUCUUUAAGCUUGGAUUUAAGGACCCUUGGAGAGUUCAAGAGGAAGGGCUUAACACGGAAAUCGGCUCCUUGUUACGUUUUUAUGCAGGUAAGCCCCAAAGUGUUGAGAGCUCAGAGCGGGUACAGCUGUCGGGGACCUACAACGUUCGGAAAGGGAAGCUCCAGCUACCAGUCAACCGCUGGACCAGACGGCAAGUUAUCCUGUGCGGCACCUGCCUCAUCGUCUCCUCUGUCAAGGAGAGCCAGACAGGAAAGAUGCACAUCCUGCCGCUCAUUGGAGGAAAAGUGGAGGAGGUGAAGAAGCACAAUCACUGUUUGGCCUUCAGCUCAGCAGGGCCUCAGAGUCAAACCUACUACGUCAGCUUUGACAGCUUCACGGAGCACCUUCGGUGGCACAGACAUGCUGCAAAGAUGGUGUCCCAGAGAAUCAACUCAGUAGAUUUAUCCUGCUGCAGUCUGGAACAUCUUCCAUCCAAUCUCUUCUAUAGCCACGACCUCACCCACCUCAACCUUAAACACAACUUCCUGCCUGCAGACCAGCGCCUUCAACAGCUACAGAGGUUUUCUCGUCUGCGGAGCCUCAACUUGUCCAACAACCACCUCGGUCAGUUUCCGCUGGCCAUCUGUGACAUCCCCACCCUGACAGAGGUUAACCUCGGCUGUAACUACCUGGCCUCUGUCCCCAGCUCUGUGGGCGCCAUGUCCAAUUUGCAGACGUUCCUGUUAGAUGGUAACAGCUUAAGUGACCUGCCCUCUGAGCUGGGUUCCUUGCAGAGGCUGAGUUAUUUAGGCCUUUCCUUCAACCAGUUUGACCACGUGCCCCAGGUGCUUGAGCGGUUGGCCUCUAUGGAGAAGCUGUGCAUGGCUGGCAACCAUCUGGAAACACUCAUCCUGCAGAAUUUCAGACUGCUUCAUGUCAAACACAUUGAUCUCAGGUUGAAUAAGAUCUCCGUCAUGGUGCCAGAUGAGCCUGACCUGCUGAGGCAUGUGACCCAGCUGGAUGUGAGGGAUAACAGACUGACCAACCUGGAUGCCUCGGUCUUUCCCAGGCUGGAGGUGCUUCACUGUGAGAGGAACCACAUCACCAGUCUCAGAGUCAAGGGUUGCUUGCUCAAAGGCAUCUACGCCUCUAACAACGAGCUACGACAGCUGGAUGUCAAUCCUGUGCCCUCCAAUCUUAGUUACAUGGAUAUCUCGAGGAACCAUAUGGAGUCUUUGCCAGAUUGGCUGUGUGAAGCAAAGAAACUGGAAGUUCUGGAUGUGAGCCACAACCUCGUCACUGAGCUCCCAUCGAGGUUGCUGUGCAGCAACAGUCUGAGGAAACUCAGUGCAGGACAUAACCAGUUACAGAAGCUGCCUGAAAGAGUGGAGCGCCCUCUGCUGGAGGUUUUAGAUGUUCAGCACAAUCAACUAGUGGAGCUACCCUGCAACCUGUUCCUCAAAUCUGACAGCUUACGGUCCUUAAAUGCAUCAGCUAAUAAGCUGGAGCAUCUGCCACCAUCCAGUCUAUCAGAGGAAAGCCACAGCAUCCUGCAGGAACUCUACCUGACGAAUAACUGGCUCACAGACAAGUGUGUGCCCAUGCUUACAGGCCACACACACCUCCGAGUUUUGCACAUGGCCUACAACCACCUCCAAACCUUCCCAGCCAGUAAAAUGGCCAAGCUGGAGGAGUUGGAGGAGGUAGACCUGAGUGGAAACAUGCUAAAGACCAUCCCCACCACCAUUAUGAACUGCCGAAAGAUGCACACACUCAUCGCACACUCCAACGCCAUUGAGGUCUUUCCUGAGGUCAUGCAGCUGAUGGAGAUGAAAUGUGUGGAUCUAAGCUGUAAUGAGUUGAGUGAGAUCACUCUACCAGAGAAUUUGCCUCCAAAACUUCAGGAGCUGGACCUUACUGGAAAUCCUCGUCUCAACCUGGACCACAAGACACUCGAGCAGCUUAAUAAUAUUCGCUGCUUCCGUAUUGAUCCACCUCCAACCUUUUCAUCGAAUGAGGCAUCUGGUGGGCCUGCUGUGUGGAGUCAUGGUUACACAGAAUUCUCAGGUGUUAAGAACAAGCUCUGUGUUGCAGCUCUUUCUGUGAACAGUUUCUGUGGAAGUCGUGAAGCUCUGUACGGUGUGUUUGAUGGAGACAGGAACGUGGAAGUGCCCUAUCUUCUGCAGUGCACAAUGAAUGAUGUACUGGCUGAAGAACUGCACAAGACAAAGAGCGAAGAAGACUACAUGACCAACACCUUCCUCGUGAUGCAAAGGAAACUUGGAACUGCAGGACAAAAACUUGGUGGCUCUGCAGCUCUGUGUCACAUUCGCCACGAUCCAACUGACCCCAGUGGGUGCUUCACUCUCACAGCUGCUAAUGUGGGAAAGUGCCAGGCCAUCUUGUGCCGCGACGGAAAGCCGUUGUCACUGUCACUGCUUCACAAUGUGGGGCUUGAAGACGAAUACCGCAGGAUCAGGCAGCACAAAGCUAUCGUCACUGAGGACAACAAGGUAAACGGGGUGACUGAUUCCACACGGAUAAUGGGCUACUCCUUCCUUUACCCCUCCGUCAUCCCUUGUCCCUAUGUGCAGACAGUUACUCUUACCCCUCAGGAUGAAUUUUUUAUUCUGGGUAGCCGUGGACUCUGGGACGCUGUGUCUCCCUCUGAGGCUGUAGAAGCUGUUCGGAACGUCCCCGAUGGCCUGGCUGCUGCUAAAAAGCUGUGCACGCUGGCGCAGGGCUAUGGCUGCACUGACAGCCUUAGCGCUGUUGUGGUCCAGCUAAGUGUGAGUGAAGACUGCUGUUCCUGCUGUUGUUCUGAGCCUUCCCAUCCUCCUCCUAGCCCUGGCUUGGGACCCUAUCCUCCAUCGUCCUCCGCCAUCAAGGAGCGACCAUCAGAUGGUUCCCUCCCUGUACCCCCUUCCUCCUGCAGUGAAAUCAGCAGUGAGAUCAGCACCAGUGAGAUGAGCAGUGAGGUGGGCUCCACAGCCUCAUCUGAUGAGCCUCCACAGAGCUCCCUAGUUGUUCUGCAGGAGCAGUCCCACCACACUCAUAUCCAUCUGCACCAUCAUGCUCACUUGAUGUCCCUACAGCACCAACAGGCUCAAACAUCUACUCAGCCUUGCCAGUAUCUACUCCCUGGUUCAGAGCUGCCUUCUUCCCGCAGCUGCUGUGCCCUUCACCCUGCCUGCUUAGCGGGCUCCUUUCAGAGGCAGCUGUCUAGCGCCACGUUCUCCAGCGCCUUGUCGGACAAUGGGCUGGACAGUGAAGACGAAGAGCCCAUUGCUGGUGUUUUCUCUAACGGGAGCCGUGUAGAAGUGGAAGCAGAUGUGCACUGUCUCAAAGCAGAGCUGUCAUUGUCCUCAUCCCCACAAACAUCAUUACCCUCAUCUUCAAUCCAGGAACGCUCCCUGCUUACGCUCCCCCCUCCACCUCCACCACCAUGCACCCCAGAACCUCUAGAGGAAGGGCCAGAUAUGAACCAGGGGGAGGCUGAGAAUGGGCUUGACAGGGAUGAAUCAUGGCAAGGUGUUGGAGGUGGUGACGUAGGAAAGUUGGCAGGCAAGAGGAGGGUCAAUGGGUCGGUGGCACGGCAGGAAAAGAGUCACAACCUUAUUGAGGUGGCAGCUGAUGCUCCCUCUAAGAAGUCAGGCGGUUACUUCACGGCUCCAGCUCAGCCUGACCCCGAUGACCAGUUCAUCAUCCCCCCUGAACUGGAGGAGGAGGUAAAGGAAAUCAUGAAGCAGCAUCAGCAGAAACAGCAGAAACCGCCAGGGACAGAUCAACCCACAGACUACUACGACACACCCCUUUGAGCAACAGCUCCAUCAGCUACAGCCUCAUCUCCUUUACAGUAAUCUACAUGUACACAAACAAAAGGGUUUUCUCAAGAAACUGUAAAAUGUACAUGAGAAAGUUUGUUCCAGCUUUUUCUAGACAGACGCCCAUCCUCUCCACAGCCUAAUCAUUGGAGAAUCAACCUCUGCAACCUCUCAUAGAGUUAAACAAGCAAACAAGCCCUUUAAUGAUAGUCAACCCACUUGAAUAGCCAGUGGACAUACACUCAAAUGUCCAUGGUUGUGCCCUUCUUACAGAUUGUGUAACAAUAUUUUUACAGUAGACAACCAGCUGAGUAUGUAAUCAACACUAGUCUAUUUGCAAUAGCAUUAGCUUGCUACAACACUUGUUAACAUGGAGAACCGUUCCAUGGUUUGUUUGUUUUAUAAGAACUUACCAUAUCUUCUAAUGUGAAAGCAAUGAAGUUGCUGACAAAACUUUUUGAAACCAGAGACACAUAAUCUUUUUAUUACCCAUGAACUAUGUUGAAUGGUACAUCGUUAAUACCACACCUAACUGUUGUAGAUAGGGCACUUAAAAUACUGUAUUUCUUCAGUAAAUCGUGGCUCUUAGCCUGUAAAAUGACUUAGAAAUUUUUGUAGAAAUUUGCAAUACUAACUCCUAGGAGUUGCAUACUCUUUAUGGUGACUCAGUCACUUUUACUAAUCUUCUCUGAGAGAAAUGGUGAUUUUUUUUCCAAUGAUUGUAAAUAAGAGAAAUGUUGUAUACUGAUGCUUUCAAAGGAACUGCAUACCUGUAUGUCGGUGAAGGUUUUAGUGGUGGGGAGGAUGUUUUGUUUGUCGUUAUGGAGGUGUCACCCCCUUUAUCUUACAGUGUAGACCCACAAAUACAACACACACACACACACACAUACAUACAUAAAUGUAAAUGUGCAAUUACAGGACAGAAACCAACAUUCCAUACAAUAUAACUACACUAAGUCGCUAUGGUUUGCUCCACUUUCUUUAACUGUGAUGUCCGGUAGUCAUCACUAUAUCUAUUGAACACUAAUAGAUCUGUGCAUGCACACACUCAAACAUACGGACAUUAUGGACACAAAAACACACACAUAUAAUAGUGGUCCCACCUCCCUCCUACAACUGUUAUCACCGGCAUGACUGUGUGAAGUUCAGAAAUACAAUUAUAUCCACAUUGAAGAGAAAACACAAAUGUUCCUGUCUUUGGUAUAAUAAAUUUUAAAUUUGCAAAUAUAAAUUA
Melanotaenia boesemani (Boeseman's rainbowfish) is the source of this 6886-nucleotide messenger RNA. RefSeq names its product PH domain and leucine rich repeat protein phosphatase 1 (gene phlpp1). The transcript has 17 exons. The record is from RefSeq and is a predicted model, not a curated record. Gene Ontology annotation, molecular function: protein binding. NCBI's taxonomy places the organism in Eukaryota, Metazoa, Chordata, Actinopteri, Atheriniformes, Melanotaeniidae. The coding region runs from base 328 to 5646 and encodes 1772 amino acids.